Messenger RNA from Brienomyrus brachyistius, 1186 nucleotides. It is a transcript of the gene sfr1, whose product is annotated as SWI5-dependent homologous recombination repair protein 1. The record is from RefSeq and is a predicted model, not a curated record. The transcript has 3 exons. Gene Ontology annotation, cellular component: Swi5-Sfr1 complex. Gene Ontology annotation, biological process: positive regulation of DNA-templated transcription; double-strand break repair via homologous recombination. Bases 435 to 1097 code for a protein of 220 amino acids. Lineage: Eukaryota; Metazoa; Chordata; Actinopteri; Osteoglossiformes; Mormyridae.
GCGCACAAGUCCCUCAACUGAAAACUUCAGUUCUGUUUCGCCGAUUUAAGCUUUUAGAAAAAGAAAGAAGAAAUACAUAAAUUAUUUAUUCAAGAACUUUAUGCUGUAUUUAUAUAAUUGUAAUGUCAUGUUCCUCUGUAGCCUUUUUGUAGUUUGAGUAGUAAUAUCUGCUUUUAUUAUUGGUUUUGGUUCAUGGAAACGCUUGGCGCCUUAACAUGUUUUCGAUAUAUUUCUAUUCAUUGCAGCUGACUAAUUAAAGUAGCUAGUACAUAGCUAGGUUGCACUUAACUAAGUACUUACCUGGUUUACAACAUAGUGUGUUCGUAUCGAUAAUUAUCUUGUGCACUUUUUCGGCUAGCGGCAAACCUUAUUGCUUUUGUAAUGAGAUAGAUGCUUUAUCUUUUUAUUACUGUAUUCCACCAUCGAGAGUCAUAAUGGAAACACCAAAUGCGUUAAAAUCAAAACCUGUUAACUGUACACCGGAAAGUUCGGUUAAUGCCGGGCCAAGUGGAUGUAAAACACCCAAGCCCAUGAGCGCUUCAUUGAGGGACAGACUGAAAAGAUCACGACGCUCGUUCAAUGCUCCUUUAUCGGUGGCGAAAAGACUGAAAGUCGACCCGGAGGAAGACAUUAGAACAGAUUCAGCCGGAGUAAAAGAGACUGAGAAUACCGGCACGUCGAACAACGUGUUCUGUGAGAGAGAUCACCAGACUGACAUAGACAUAAACAGAAAUCAGACUGGAAAACCUGCGACCCGUGAAGGAGCCCAGGAGUCGGAGGUGCCAGGUAAUGGCAGGGAGCCUGAGCAAAGUGGCCUGCUGCAGCUGCGUGAGACGCUAAGAAGAGAAGUCAGGGAAAAGACAGAAAUACUGCGCAGACUGAAGAUGGCCAAAAUGUACAGGAGAAAGAAUGACCUGACACAGCUUACAAGGCUCAUCCACAAGUGGAGGCAUUGCUGCCAGGCUGUACUCUAUGAGCUCCAGGUGGCACUACCCAUCAAUGGGCAGGCGGCCAGCCUCAGCCAGCUGCUAGACCACCUGGGCCUGGAGGACCACGUGCUGCACUUUGACCGCUCAGAGGAGAACUUCAGAGACUGAGUAGCUUUCAGUGUGUCCCCUUGUCUGACACCUGUGUUGCUUAUGGUGUCCUGUAAGUUCCUCUAAUAAAAUUUUAUGUUUUUUCUCUA